This is a messenger RNA of Ostertagia ostertagi, 561 nucleotides long. NCBI's taxonomy places the organism in Eukaryota, Metazoa, Nematoda, Chromadorea, Rhabditida, Trichostrongylidae. The record is from the annotation of a GenBank genome assembly.
AUGACAGCAAUGAGCAUAGCGACAACAGGAGACUUUAUUGUCAUGGCCCCUUCCAAGAGUGGUAACGGCUUCCGUUGUGUGGCAUAUGUUGUACGACACUCGCCCAUGAGGGACGUGGUCCCACUGCUGUCACUGACGUUACUGGCGGUGAGCGACGCCCAUGUGGCGCUGACGUUCCCUGAGGCGCGAUAUCCGGCGCUAGACUUCCUCGACACCUCGCGAACGAUGGGACCAUGUGGUGUGCCAAAACAGCGUCAACCACAUUACACCAGCUUAUCGGUCGGCAGCACUUACAACUUCACAUGGAGAAUGCAGUACCCACACCAGGGCGGCUACAGGAUAAUUCUCGUGGACAAGGACGGAACCACCGUUGAAGAACUCGCUCCCGUCAAUGGAAUCGAAUUCGCUGGAACUGAUGAUCAGACAUCGCAAUCGCAGAAUGUUCGCUUCACUCGUGCCUGCUCGGAGUGUACGGUUAUACUCGAACGGCAAGCACUGGAAUGGGGAAAGAGUUAUCGAUUCAGGAGUUGUGCUGAUGUCAAUGUCUUAGAAACAAUACCU